AUAAACCUCCUCACUAUUCAAACCAAUCUCCAACACAUAAAACACAGUUACUUAUUCUCUUCCUUUUUCACAAGAAAAUAUCAUGAAUUUCCUCUCAUCUUUGGCUAAGAGCGCCGGCGGUCAAUCCGCCGACGAGCCUAAGAAAACCGCCGGUGAGGAAGCUUCAACUACUGACCUUUUUUCUAGUGCUAAAGUGUUAGCAGAAGCAGCUCAAAGUCAAUUCAACAAAGAUUCCGGCAAGAUCGAUAACAAAAAGGUGGCUGCUGCUGCUGCUGAUGUUCUUGACGCUGCACAGAAAUAUGGAAAGUUAGAUGAAACUCAAGGUGUUGGACAGUAUGUUGAAAAAGCUGAAACUUAUCUCCACGAGUACGGUUCUGCUAACCCAUCCACCACCACCGAUGCCGCCGCUGCAAAGGCUCCGGCAGCCGCACCAGAUACCGAAGAAACAAAGGCACCGGCACCGGCUCCGGCGGCAGCAGAUACUGAAGAAACAAAGGCACCGGCACCGGCUCCUGCGGCAGCAGAUACUGAAGAAACAAAGCCACCGGCACCGGCGGCAGUAGAUACUGAAGAAACAAAGCCGCCGGCACCGGCAGAUACCGAAGAACCACCGGCACCGGCACCAGUACCGGCACCGGCACCGGAAGAGAAGGGAGAAGGGUAUGGGCAAUACGUGAAAAUGGCCGAAGGAUUUCUGAAACCAGGAGAUGGUGAAUCGGCGAAAGCAUCUGAAGGAGGAUCAGAUUAUCUUAAGAUGGCCGGUGACUUCUUAGGCAAGAAGUGAUUAGUUUAAUCAGAUUUUUUUAAUAAUGGCUGUUAUUUUCCAAGUUUUUUUUCUUUCAUUUUCUUUGCCACUGUUCAGUGUUCAUUACCGGCGGCGAAUUUCUCCAGUCGCCGUCGCCGGAGCUGGUUUUUACUUGGCAUGUAUGUAAUUUGUGUGUGCUUUUUUUUUUUUUCCAGUAUGAUUUUUAGAGUGUAAUGGAAUUUGUGUUAUAUGGAUAAAGUGUGAUCUUUUAUGAUGUUA
This is a messenger RNA of Nicotiana tabacum (common tobacco), 1024 nucleotides long. NCBI's taxonomy places the organism in Eukaryota, Viridiplantae, Streptophyta, Magnoliopsida, Solanales, Solanaceae. The record is from RefSeq and is a predicted model, not a curated record.